AUGGAGAGGAGAUGGAACGACAUCGUUGGUAGAAUUCCUAAUGAAAACCCAUUUGCUGAAUUAUAUCACAAUCCAAACGCAGAUUUAAAUGAUGAUUUACGCGUUGCGUUGUUUGAUAAGCUUGGAUCAACUGCUAAAAAGAAAGAUAAUAUCUUACCUUAUCCAGAAUUUUAUGGGCUGAUGCGCAAAUCAAACGAGGAACAGCGAGAAAUUUUGUUUCACAUUAUACAUCAUUUAAUACCAAACAACGAGCCAAUACAAAAACCAUUGUUGAUAUAUUUGACUGGGGCAGCUGGUAGUGGUAAAACGUUUGUAAUAAAAGCACUCAUGGAGAUUUAUAAUAGAUUUUCCGCCACGGAUGGAAUUUUCAACGCAUACAUUGCUUGUGCUUCAACCGGAAAAGCUGCUACAGCCAUAGGUGGAACAACGGUGCAUAAUGCUUUAAGUAUAUCACUCUCAAGGCUAUUGCCACUCACUAUCGAAAUAGCUUUUCAAUACAGAGCGCUAUUUGAGUUCAUUAAGGUUAUCAUUGACGAAGUAAGCAUGGUUUCAGCAGAAUUAUUGGAACAAAUUAAUGAACGUUUGAAGCAAUUUACUGCCUUGUUUACAAAAGCUUUUGGUGGAUUGGACGUGAUCCUUAUCGAAGAUUUGCGCCAAUUACCCCCUGUAAAAGCCACACCGAUCUUCAAGCAAAUAAAAAAAAAACUGGUGAAUCAAUUUGGCGAAAAUUUCAUCAAUUCGAACUCAAGAAGGUAA
Molecule: messenger RNA, 756 nt
Organism: Parnassius apollo (apollo)
Lineage: Eukaryota; Metazoa; Arthropoda; Insecta; Lepidoptera; Papilionidae
Source: the annotation of a GenBank genome assembly